CCUUACACACCACCCCCCUCUCCUUUUAGCAGCCACAUACAAGUCGGCCAUAUUAGAGAGAUGGAAAUAAAGCUUCCUUAAUGUUGUACAUGUCUUUGAAGUACAUCCGUGCAUUUUCUUUUCUAGCAUCUAACCAUCCCUCCCUUCUGGUCCUUGGUCCCUCAAUCACCCUCUCCCAUAGUCCACCCGCCUAACAUCACAGUCUCUGAAAAUGCACAGGGAUGCCUGGCUACCUCGCCCUGCCUUCAGUCUCACGGGGCUCAGUCUGUUUUUCACUUUGGUUCCCCCAGGGCGGAGCAUGGAAGUCACGGUCCCCACCUCUCUCAGUGUCCUCAAUGGCUCUGAUACCCGCCUGCCCUGUACCUUCAACUCCUGCUACACCGUGAACCACAAGCAGUUCUCUCUAAACUGGACUUACCAGGAGUGUAGCAAUUGCUCGGAGGAGAUGUUCCUCCAGUUCCGAAUGAAGAUCAUUAACCUGAAGCUGGAGCGGUUUGGAGACCGUGUAGAGUUCUCAGGGAACCCAAGUAAGUAUGAUGUGUCAGUGACGCUAAAAAAUGUGCAGCUGGAAGAUGAAGGUAUCUACAAUUGCUACAUCACCAACCCACCAGACCGCCACCGUGGCCAUGGCAAGAUCUACCUGCAGGUCCUUCUGGAAGUGCCCCCAGAGCGGGACUCCACGGUGGCAGUCAUCGUGGGUGCCUCGGUGGGGGGCUUCCUGGCUGUGGUCAUCUUGGUGCUGAUGGUGGUCAAGUGUGUGAGGAGGAAAAAAGAGCAGAAGCUGAACACAGAUGACUUGAAGACGGAGGAGGAGGGCAAGACGGAUGGCGAGGGCAACGUAGAAGACAGUGCCAAGUAAUCGGCAGCCCACCCUGGAGCCCCUCCCCAUGUCCUGUUCCUCUCACUCCCCUGUACAGUGUGACCCUGCCUGCUCUCUCUUGGUGUGCUUCUCUCUAAUGGGACCCCAGGAUCGACCUGGGGCCUCACUUCCCAUCCCCUACCCCCCCCCCCCCAUACCAAAGGUGACCUCCCUCCCUUCCAUCUGGAAACUGCCUUGGUAUCUGAGAUACGCCAGCCCUGGGGAGAGCAGAGCGGGGCUCUAGCCUGUCGAUCUUUGAGGAAGAAAGACCCUGUGUGCGGUCCCAAAGACAGGAUGGGGGAGGGAGAGCAGUGGGAGAAGAGGUUGGCUGCCCAUCUUGUCUAGGGUUUGGUCUGGUGGUGGUUUAAACUGUUGGGGUAGCAGUAUGUGUAUGUGUGUAUGGGGGGGGGUGUCCUGUGCUGACCACAGGCACUGUGGGAAGGACUCGUGGUGGCUUUGCUGUGUUCCUCUGGCUACUCCCAGCACAGAACAGCCAUCAGGCUGGGGAUGAAGGUAGGGUCCUACUAUUUGUGGGGGCAUUUUUUAAAAGGAAUGACUGUGCAUUUUGAGAACAGUCAAGGAAAGCUGGAGGGAGAGACAUUCCUGGACACAAGCCUUGGCCCAGAGAACUCUGUUCUGGCCUCAUUUCUAUCACUGCUCCCAGGGAGGCUCGGGUUCGCCCUUGACUACUGCUCUUGUGGGGAUGCUGGCAGCAGCAGGGCUGAAAAGCAGCAUCAGGAAGGAUCAUAUCCCACCCUAGGAACCCCCCAGCAGAAGACCUGUGUCAGAGUCUGUUAGGGGAUCGAGGGGUGCUGGCCUCACUGCAAACACGUUUAGCUGCCUUCUCCAACAAGAUGAUCACCUUGGUCUCAGCAGGUAGCAGCCAAGGCUCAGAAUUGUGUGUGUGUGUGUGUGUGUGUGUGUGUGUGUGUGUGUGAUUGCAAACAUGAUUAGCUGCCUUCUCCAACAAGAUGAUCACCUUGGUCGCAGCAGGUAGCAGCCAAGGCUCAGAAUUGUGUGUGUGUGUGUGUGUGUGUGUGUGUGUGUGUGUGUGUGAUUGCAAACAUGAUUAGCUGCCUUCUCCAACAAGAUGAUCACUUUGGUCUCAGCAAGCAGCAGCCAAGGCUCAGAACUGUGUGUGUGUGUAUGUGUGUGUGUGUGUGUGUGUGUGUGUGUGUGUGUGUGUGUGUGUAGGGCGACUUCCUGCAGGGUUUCAUUUGGGGGUUUCUAGUUGCCCUUGGCAGGGUUUCCAUCUGGCUGUUGGCACGAAGGAAGAGAAGGCUGGAGGGGAAAUGAGAGGACAUGGGUAGAGCCUCUGAGUCCUGCCCCAGAACUCCCCUUGCAGGGGACAAAGUCACUCUUGGGAAGCCAACUUUCACUGCCAUUUUCCUAUCAUUAUAAGGAACUUGUUUAAGUCUAGAGCCGGGGAGAAAGGCAGGGUAGAAACUGCUAAUCAAAGAGCAUGGUGUUGGGAGAUGCUCAGAGGAGAACUAGCCCAGAGCCUCCUGCAGAUGGGGAGACUAAAGUGACCGACAGGAGCUGAGGGUCUCCCCCAAUUCUGGCUCCUUGGUCCCCAGUUAGAAUAAAUAGAGCUUCCUGGUGGGAGAACCUCAAGUCUAGAAGGUAUUUGUGUGUGGUGGUGGUGGGGUUCAUCUAGCCCUGCUCCCCUCCCAAGAACUCAGCCCCUAUAAACUCAGGGAGUUAGCUGUCCAGGGUAGGGAAUGAGGGUGGUGGAGACAGGACCAUGACAGUCUCAGGGACCAAUCCUUGCCUCUGCUUAACUAGAAGAGACACUGAUACCAGAUGGGAGGUUCAGCUUAAUUCACUUCCAUUCAACAACCAUUUAUUGAGCGUCUGCUCUAUGCCAGGCACUGUGCUGGGUGCCAGGGGCGCAUAUAAAGCCAUAAUAGAGUCAGGGACUGCCGGCCAGAUCUGCACUGUAGGACCAAGGUUAAUUUUCUGGUGCAUCUACUUCCACCUCUGUAGCCACUGCUUCCACAAGAGAGUCAGGGGAGAAGGAAGAGGCUCUUGAGUCCGGGGCUUGGGAAAGUAAGAUUGCAAGGGUAGAGCAAGGUGCCACUGGGAGGGGCCAAGUAGGUUGAGCAUGGAGUAGGGGUGGGUAAGCAGAACUCUUGGCAAGGUGAAUCUAACCCUUCUGGAAGUUCUGAACUCUUUGGCUCAGUACCUAACUGCCAAUCAACACACUGCCAAUGGGAGUGGGCUAAGCCACCAGGAUGCCUGGGGCAGGUGGACACUGCCUAUCCUUCAAGCCAGUCUCCUAGGAGUGGAGAGAUGAGUGAUGGGCACCUCAAACCAGUGGAAACCAAAGGCGGCGGCGAUACAUACUUCGGCAGCUUGGAGUAGUCAGUUCUCGACGCCUUGCACGUGCCCCCUUCUUUCAGGGUGCACGGACAUGGGACUUGGCUCACACUAGGUCUCAUAGCAUUUGGGUGGCUACUCGUGAGAUUUCCCCAAGGGUUGUUCUAAGAAGGUCUGUCUCUUUAAGAAGCUGGAGUCUCUUGGGGUCUUUUUCUUUUCUGCCCGGACAGAGUGGGGUCCAGGAAAGCGAUGCCCGUCUCUGGACCCUACAGGCUGGGUCAGGGGCCAUUUCUGCCCCAGGUGCUUGCCCUCACACUCACUUUCUCCUGGAGCUGCUUCGGACCCUCCUCUAUGACCUCUGGGCUGUGAGGUUGGGAACCAAACCAGGCUUCCGUGAGGUGAGGUGGGAAACUGUGAGGUAUUUCUACAGGAGCCAUUGCUCAGCCUUGCUUCCUAGCCUAUGUCAGCAAACUGCUCUCUUGCUGCAGUGUGGGCUCUGGGCCCCACUUCUGGCUGCAUGCUUCUCCCAUCACUGUGCUCCCAACCACUCCUGCCCUCCCAGAACCCCCGCCGCACAUCCCAUCUGCCUCUUCCUCCUAAUUAAGGGCCACUACAAAGAAAGACGGACUGGCUAACCCAUGGGAUUUAGCUUAUGAGAACAAAGCACAAAUUUUCAGGACUGGAAAUGCCUUGAGGUGCCUUGGAACUGGCUUUGGAAAUAGCUCUCUGUCCCUCCAGCAAUGAACUUGUCAGUUAUUUCCAGUUUAUAAAAAGGAAAAGCUGAUUGGGUCCGCAUUUGCCUGGGAAUCUCCUUGGGAAAGUUGGGCUACUAAAUAUUCACAGGAUCAGGUUAAGAUGGCAGACAGGUGGAACUACUGGCCAGGUCCAAAGAAGUUAGUCCCAGGUCCUAGGAAUAUGGCUUGGUGCAGUUAGAACGGGUUUCUUCCUUCAUAUGUCUUAAGGAUAGAUGGCCUUGCUGUGCCUCUUGCUAAUGUCUUCCUUUACUGAAGCUUGCUGAUGUGAUUGUACAUAGCCUUUCUAUAGAGGUAUAGAUAUAUUAUAUAUGCAUAUAUAAAACAUCUCACUAUGCCCACCCCAAAAGUUACAUUGUUGGGGGGAGGAUAUAAUCAUGUCUCAGUGUUUCCGAGUAGAUUCACCAAAGGUUCUUUAUGGAACUUUCUUUAUGCUUUUUUGGGAGAACCCAACUGCAUAGCAAACAUUUAUGCAUGUCUAGGUUCUCCCUGCUGUUUGAGGGUUGGAAGGGGAGAGAAGCUGUAUACAAAUGGUCUUCUGAGACCCGACUGCUGGGAGCAGGCUGAGUUUCUUUAGCAGUUUGUCUGGUUGCUUGGAUUUGUUGGCUGCAAUAAACACACUGUCUCUCCUGAA
Molecule: messenger RNA, 4564 nt
Organism: Onychomys torridus (southern grasshopper mouse)
Lineage: Eukaryota; Metazoa; Chordata; Mammalia; Rodentia; Cricetidae
Gene: Scn2b
Product: sodium voltage-gated channel beta subunit 2
Exons: 4
Coding region: 212-859 (215 amino acids)
Biological process (GO): regulation of sodium ion transmembrane transporter activity; cardiac muscle cell action potential involved in contraction; membrane depolarization during cardiac muscle cell action potential
Cellular component (GO): membrane; voltage-gated sodium channel complex
Molecular function (GO): sodium channel regulator activity
Source: RefSeq, a predicted model, not a curated record